AUGCCAUCAUCAUCAUCAUCAUCAUCAUCAUCAUCAUCAUCAUCAUCAUCAUCAUCAUCAUCAUCAUCAUCAUCAUCAUCAUCAUCAUCAUCAUCAUCAUCAUCAUCAUCAUCAUCAUCAUCAUCAUCAUCAUCAUCAUCAUCAUCAUCAUCAUCAUCAUCAUCAUCAUCAUCAUCAUCAUCAUCAUCAUCAUCAUCAUCAUCAUCAUCAUCAUCAUCAUCAUCAUCAUCAUCAUCAUCAUCAUCAUCAUCAUCAUCAUCAUCAUCAUCAUCAUCAUCAUCAUCAUCAAGUAAUCAUAUUUAUUUUUUCAAAAAAGAGGGGUGA
This is a messenger RNA of Schistosoma curassoni, 324 nucleotides long. The record is from the annotation of a GenBank genome assembly. NCBI's taxonomy places the organism in Eukaryota, Metazoa, Platyhelminthes, Trematoda, Strigeidida, Schistosomatidae.